This is a messenger RNA of Zychaea mexicana, 907 nucleotides long. RefSeq lists its product as uncharacterized. The record is from RefSeq and is a predicted model, not a curated record. The coding region runs from base 14 to 907 and encodes 297 amino acids. The transcript has 5 exons. Lineage: Eukaryota; Fungi; Mucoromycota; Mucoromycetes; Mucorales; Lichtheimiaceae.
CACUUUCUUAAUCAUGUUCACCACCCUCGUAUUCCACGACGAAACAGAAAGUUUUACCCGUCCUGAUCGACCUCGACAAGUGAAAGACACCCAAAACUCCGUGCCGGUCGAAGAUGAGGCUGUGGACGAUCAUGCGGCGCCGACUGGUGAUGUGGUGGUUGAAGAACCCUCUGCAAUUGAAGGCGUUGCGAGCACGGACGAUGACAGCACUCGCCGCAAGGUGGUACCCAGUGACCAACAGGAUAUCUAUAUCCUCGAGGCGGUCAUGGAUGCUGACCCCUUUGGCAAGAAAAAAGGCCAAAAAGGAGAAGCUUGGGAAGCUGCUGCUCUCGAUGUCAACACACGACAGCAAGCCAAGAUCGCUAGAGAGAGACGCAUAAAGCGUGUCGAUCUCGACUCUGGCUUUGCUGCUGAUAUCCCACUCAUGUUGCAAGAAAAGUGUGCCGAUCUUGUUUCCUUGCUCAACAGCAAUGGAAGGAGAAGAGCAGACGAGAAAAGAGAGAAAGAAAAGAAGCCUCAACUGAAAACCAAGAACGAACAGACGUUGGAGGCUGCUGCUCUGUCGAGUCGUUGCGGCUCGAGAAAACGAGACAAAGGCAAAGAUGCAGCAGGAAGUGACGACGUCGUGAAUGUUGACGGCUGCAAUGAUGAUAUGUCGUUCGACAAGGAUGACUUUAUCGAAGCCGAGAUGAGCCGAAUUGCAGACAAAGAAGAAAGAGAUCUAGAAAAACUCAGGAGCCAGCGUGCACAGUUUGUAAAAGCGGCUAAAGAUGUGGAUGCACGUCUCAAACAUCUUGAAGAUGUUGUGCAGAAACAAGAGCACUUGAUUAAGUACUUGUUAAAUCAAAUUAUUGUUCUAUUCAAUGGUGGUGGUAGUAGUGGUAGUGGUAGUGGUGGUGGUGCGUAA